Messenger RNA from Echinops telfairi (small Madagascar hedgehog), 823 nucleotides. Its product is annotated as membrane-spanning 4-domains subfamily A member 4A-like. The transcript is spliced from 7 exons. NCBI's taxonomy places the organism in Eukaryota, Metazoa, Chordata, Mammalia, Afrosoricida, Tenrecidae. The record is from RefSeq and is a predicted model, not a curated record. Gene Ontology annotation, cellular component: membrane; Golgi apparatus. Bases 98 to 796 code for a protein of 232 amino acids.
ACUUGGUUGGAGCCUCUUCCAGCACUCUUCAGACACACAGAGAUACUGCAGGCUUUCACAAAGUACCUGUUCUACUACCCUGACACCGCUGCGGAAAAUGCAACAGAUCACACCAGAAGUUGGCUCUGGUGAGACAGCCCCAAUGGGUCUCCAAAUGGGACAGCCAACAGCUCUAAAGUUAUAUCUGUGGAAAGCGCUGACUGAGAAGUUCUUGAAGGGUGAGCCCAAGGUCCUUGGGGUUGUCCAGAUCCUGAUUGCUUUGAUGAACCUCAGCCUGGGAAUAAUAAUGAUGUGUGCCACAUUGCCAUUUUAUGGCUGGAAUCCCAUUUCUGUCUUCAUAGGGUACACAGUUUGGGGGUCAGUGAUGUUUAUUAUUUCAGGGUCCUUGUCAAUUGCAGCAGGAAUCAGAACUACAAAAGGUGUGAUUCGAGGUAGCCUAGGACUGAAUAUCACCAGCUCAGUCUUGGCUGCAUCUGGGAUCAUAAUCACUGGAAUCAGCUUGACUUCUUAUCACUACCUGCGGUAUUACUGUGGUUAUCAUCGAUCAAUGCCACAAAAUUGUGCCUUCUUGUCAUCCAUUUUAGUAGCCAUGGAUGCUUUGGUGCUCCUUUUCAGUGUGCUGGAGUUCUGUGUUGCUGUGUCCCUCUCCGCCUUUGGAUGUAAAGUAGUCUGCGGUAACCCUGGUGGGAUUGUGUUUGUCAUGCCCUCGAAUCCUCAUGUGGCAGAGACAGCACCUACAGCACCGUUUUCAGGAUAUCUGACGCCUCCCGCAGAACAACAGAGAUAUAUUCCAUAAAAUGUACCCUGAGAGGGAAUGCAAGAA